AUUUUUUAUUAUUUUUUGCUUUUUCUAUUGUGUGGACAAGAUAAUUUACACAAUUGAUUGAUGAUGUUUUACUUUUAAAUCCAAAAGAGUAUUGUGAUAAUAUGUUUCUAUCCUGACUAAAUUUAACUAUUUCGCGUUUAAUUUGUUAAUUGUUUUUAAAAAUACUGGAAUGAGGCAAAUGGGUCUAUAUGAGCUAGGCAAAUUUUCGUCUUUUCCGGGUUUUAGAAUAGCUACUGUUUUUAUGAUUAACCAACUUUCAGGGAUGUUUAGGCUCUGUAAAACUUCGUUACACAUAUUUGUAAUUACUGUAAUCAAGUCAAGGUUUAAGUUUUCGAGAAUAAAGUAGGAAACGGAGUCGUAACCAGGUGCUGAACUGUCUUUUUUAGAUUUGAUUGUGUUCACUAAUUCAGAUACCGAUAAUUUUAACGGGUUUAAAGAGAUAAUUCUAUUGUCAUACACGCACAGAAAAUUGGUGAGGUUGGAUCAACAAAUCUGAUUGUUGAAUUCAACUUUACGAAGAUUGUUGAAAUAAUAAUCACACUGUUUCGAACCAACAAACACAUCUUGUCAAGCUAACAUCGAUGUUAGUCGAUUCAACAAACCGGUUUGUCGAAUGUGUUUUGUUUUUUUUAAGCGUGCACAAAAAUCACAGUGUAAUUGUUUACCGGUGAAAAAAUGAGUGAGCAAGAGAUAAACAAAACGGAAGCGCUUUCCGAGGAAAUCCUGGAGGGAGAUGUCCAACAGUUAGAUCCCGGCGAACUUGAGGUAGUCAAUUUGUUACAGGAAUUCGAUGUGAGCUUCGAGAUUAUCGCAACAUUUCUCACAAACAAAUACUCGCUGUCGACGCUUCGAAUCAUUGAGCGGGCGGAAAUUGAAGAGCUCAUUCCGGUUCCGCAUCUUGCAGAAAGAACCAAGGUCAUCCACGGACUGAACAAGUGGCGUUGUAGUCAGGGACUUCCGCCGAUAUCACAUCCAGCUGUUCCUGUCCAACACGUAGAGAAAGACAAGAAGAAAGAAGUAUCUCGAGAAGAGUGUUCAGCUACCUACCUCCUCACCAACUCCGCAAGAGGCAGAGCGAUAAUUGACAGCUACAAAUCAUCGGACCACAAGCUCUUGUCACGCACGGAUAAGGCGUCCAUCACCCGAAUCGUCGUAGAUGAGUUCAUCGACAGAUUUUCAAAGCUAACAUCCGCUGAACUGAAAUCGAGAGCAUCGGAGUUAUUCCAGCUGUUUCCAACUAUUCCAGAGGUACUUUUAAGAAAUUUAUUGAUUAAGACUAAGUUAAUCAGUGAUUUUGUCAGUGGUUCGCUCAUUUGUUUUAAUUUGAUUUUGAUUCAAAACAUUUGUGUAAUGCCUUUCUUACAGCAUACGUGGUUCGAGCCAAGCAGCUACAAAAACGCAUCUGGACACACAAUCAAAAGGAGAUUCGCGCGAGGUUGUCUAUACGACCGGAACAUCAACGUAUGGAAGAGAAUAGUGAAGAUCCAACCGCCGGUAAUUAACCGCACGGACGAAGCUGGACCCAGUCCGAAAAGCGUCAUCGGAAUCACCGAAACACAAGUGGAAGAGUACCGAAAGUUAAAGCAAUGGUUCAUUCACAAUCAAGACGAGUGGGAAGAUCUGCGUGCAAAAUGGAAAGCGACAAGUCAAAUUCGUCUACUGGAGCUUUCAAGAGCCGAUAACCGAACGUGUGAAUCAAUCGUUGCCGAAUAUCCUACUCUCAAGCACCACCACGGGUAUCAGUUAAUUCAAAUAGAUUUUGAAGAAAGAUUUCCUGAAAAAACGACAAGCCUCUUCGACCAUUGGGAUAGCUUUGCCAGCGGCGUCAGGAGGAUUUUUGAGCUGGAAAUACUGGAUGCCGAAGGUAAAGGGCUAUUAGAGACAAUCGCAGAUGAGAAGUGCUCGAAGGAUGUGAGGAAUAUCUCCAUUGUUUCCCUUUUGGCUCAUCUACUGGCGUGUAAACACCCUGUCGGAAACCAAACCAAUUCCAGACAUUGGAAACCCUCGAUAGUCGAGACGAAAGAAGCCGUUCUCCUAAGUGUCACCAAUUUCAAUCAGCUGGAAGGAGACUUGGCACGGUUGACGAACAGGUGCUUCGAAAAAGGUUUACCGUUUACUCCAAUCAUAAUCGUUCUUGGCAGUACGAACCCCACUGGAUAUACACUAUGGCAUAAUACGUUUUCAUACAAAUUCCCCAGUUUCCUUAAAACUUUGGACAUUUGUAUAAAGUUGUUUAGAGCAUAUGACAUUGAAUAUCCGCCUCAAUCAGCCGAUGUGUGGACAUUUCUGGCUGGGUAUCUUUAUGAGUUUCCCAUCGAACAGCCUUACCUGGUUGCGUUGUGUGCCACUUUGGACAGACUGGCUAAGGCAAAAUGAUUCGAUGCAUUAUUGCUGA
Molecule: messenger RNA, 2395 nt
Organism: Aedes albopictus (Asian tiger mosquito)
Lineage: Eukaryota; Metazoa; Arthropoda; Insecta; Diptera; Culicidae
Exons: 5
Coding region: 676-2376 (566 amino acids)
Source: RefSeq, a predicted model, not a curated record